This is a messenger RNA of Mus pahari (shrew mouse), 5254 nucleotides long. RefSeq names its product potassium voltage-gated channel modifier subfamily V member 1 (gene Kcnv1). Gene Ontology annotation, cellular component: membrane; voltage-gated potassium channel complex. Lineage: Eukaryota; Metazoa; Chordata; Mammalia; Rodentia; Muridae. Gene Ontology annotation, biological process: potassium ion transmembrane transport; protein homooligomerization. Gene Ontology annotation, molecular function: protein binding; voltage-gated potassium channel activity. The coding region runs from base 637 to 2148 and encodes 503 amino acids. The transcript is spliced from 3 exons. The record is from RefSeq and is a predicted model, not a curated record.
CAUACUUCCCCAUGUGUUCACAGCCUUAGAGAACAUCGUGGAGUGAAUACCUUACAAUAGACGAGGGAAGGCUAUAAAUCCUCAAGUUAGGACUCAUUCUGCUAUUGCCACCUGUUUCUGAACUUUUAGCGUCCCACCCCGGCUUUUUGCACCUGACAGGACCUCUCUGCUUCUACCCUCCAGAUCUUCACAUUCCCCCUCCCUUGCCCAACUCUGCAACUCGAAGCCUCCAGAUCUUAAAUCUACACACCAUGUAGGCUGGGGAGUGGGGGUUGGAGGUUCUGAAUUACAAAGUUGAGAAAAAGCUCUACCUAUAUCUAGGAGGGGCCACCAGAACAGACUGUGUAUCCUGGGCUGUUCCCUGCCUGGACGCUGCACAACUGCUUGACGGGUUCCCUCCGCGCGACCACUCCUGCGCUCCCAGCCUCCUCGCUCUACCGCGCACUCGCAGCUCCCUAGCGACACCAGCCACCAAGCUGGUGGAAAGAGUAGGGGUGUGCAAGUGGGAGGCUUCUCCCUCGGGAACCUGGGAGAUCCCUGCCGCUAGCAGGGGCCUUGGCACCGCCCGCGCGGGGACCCACGCUUCCAUCCAGCGCCUUCCCAACUUCGCAGUGCCUUCAGGCCAAGGCGGUCAGGAUGGAUCUGUCACCCCGCAACCGGCCGCUACUGGACUCGUCGUCGCUGGACAGCGGUUCUCUGACCUCACUGGACUCCAGUGUCUUCUGUAGCGAGGGCGAAGGGGAACCCUUGGCUCUGGGGGACUGCUUUACAGUCAACGUGGGCGGCAGCCGCUUCGUGCUCUCGCAGCAAGCUCUGUCCUGCUUCCCUCACACGCGCCUGGGCAAGCUGGCCGUAGUGGUGGCCUCCUACCGCCGCCUGGGUGCCCUGGCUGCCGCCCCCAGCCCCCUGGAGCUUUGCGAUGAUGCCAAUCCGGUGGACAAUGAGUACUUCUUCGACCGCAGCUCUCAGGCGUUCCGUUAUGUCCUGCACUACUACCGCACUGGCCGCCUGCAUGUCAUGGAGCAGCUCUGUGCGCUCUCCUUUCUUCAGGAGAUCCAGUACUGGGGCAUCGAUGAACUCAGCAUUGACUCCUGCUGCAGGGACAGAUACUUCAGAAGGAAGGAGCUGAGUGAAACUCUUGACUUUAAGAAGGACACAGAUGACCAGGAAAGUCAACAUGAGAGUGAACAGGACUUCUCAAAAGGACCUUGUCCCACUGUCCGACAAAAGCUCUGGGAUAUUCUGGAGAAACCUGGAUCUUCCACAGCAGCCCGGAUCUUUGGUGUAAUCUCCAUCAUUUUUGUGGCGGUGUCUAUCGUCAACAUGGCCCUUAUGUCAGCUGAGCUAAGUUGGCUCAACCUACAGCUGCUGGAGAUCUUGGAGUAUGUGUGCAUUAGCUGGUUCACCGGGGAGUUCAUUCUGCGCUUCCUGUGUGUGAAAGACAGGUGCCACUUCCUGAGGAAGGUCCCAAACAUCAUAGACCUCCUUGCCAUCUUGCCCUUCUACAUAACUCUUCUGGUGGAAAGCCUGAGCGGCAGCCACACCACACAAGAGCUGGAAAAUGUGGGUCGUCUGGUCCAGGUUUUGAGGCUCCUCAGAGCUCUGCGCAUGCUAAAACUGGGAAGGCAUUCUACAGGACUGCGCUCACUUGGGAUGACAAUCACCCAGUGCUAUGAAGAAGUUGGCCUACUGCUCCUGUUUCUAUCUGUGGGAAUUUCUAUAUUUUCAACAAUAGAAUACUUUGCAGAGCAAAGCAUUCCUGAUACAACCUUCACAAGUGUUCCUUGUGCAUGGUGGUGGGCCACAACAUCCAUGACUACAGUAGGAUAUGGGGACAUUAGACCAGACACCACCACAGGCAAAAUUGUGGCCUUCAUGUGUAUUCUAUCAGGAAUCCUUGUCUUGGCCUUGCCUAUUGCCAUUAUUAAUGAUCGAUUCUCUGCUUGCUACUUCACCUUGAAACUCAAGGAAGCAGCUGUGAGACAGCGUGAAGCUCUCAAGAAACUUACCAAGAAUAUAGCCACUGACUCAUAUAUUAGUGUUAACUUGAGGGAUGUCUAUGCCCGUAGCAUCAUGGAGAUGCUUCGAUUAAAGGGCAGGGAGAGAGCAAGUACUAGAAGCAGUGGUGGAGAUGAUUUCUGGUUUUAAGUUUACCUUCAACUUAUUUACAAAACCUCUGUACAUUUGACUGGAUUGAUGAAGCCUUGCUGCUAUGGAUAUCUGUAUAUUGAUGAUGACUUUCUUGAGCACUUCUCAUCUUCUUUCUGGUGUAUUGAUAUCCUAGAAUAUUUAACAUCUUCUAUAGCAACUACUGAUUAUUUUGACACACAUCUUCAAUAUAGCCAAUUAAUACAACCAAAAUCAACUGGGAAAGGAAACACGUAUCUGAGUUUUCAAAUAUCAAUUAAUAUAAUUUCAUACAUCAAAAUUUAAAGAUUCGUGUGUCAUUAUUCUUGGGCUUUCAGCAGCACUGUAGUUUGUUUUUAAUGGAAGUUGAACUCCAUAGUCCAGAGGGGUGGGAGAAUAACUCAACAUUUAAAAACACACUGAAGAUAUUUUUGCCAUUUAAAGAUAUUCUCCAAAUAAGUUACUUCUUUCUCUAUCAAGUAAAGCCACUGAGUAUAAAGAUAAGCUUUGCAAUCAAACACUUAAGCUUAGUAGCUGUAGUGAGAACCUCAUCUUCCAUCAAGUACAAGUCACUGGGUCCAAUUGGACGGAGGUCUGCCCUCCAUCAGUCCAGCUGCAAGAGGAAGCCUCAAACCGAAGAGUGUAGUAGGUGAGACUUCAAGUGCCUAGGCAGCUUCAUCUUCCCAGCUAAGUGUGAUGUGUGAAGAAGAGUGCAGCACAGCUCUCUAGGAAAAUUAAAUGAUUUAUAAAACAUCUCAUUAUAGAUGAAUUAUUUAAGCUGUGCUUUCAAAAUCAUGAAUAUGUAAAACUAAAGUAGUAAAGAUCCUAAAUUUACUCAUCAAAAAGAUUAGAUAGUCUUUUCCUAAGUGGAAAUAUGUUGGAUGACAUCAUUAGAUGAACUUGAAGAUCUUUUUAUUUGUUAAAAAAAAUAUUGUGAGAAGCUUUCUGACUGUUGAGGUAAAUAACAAAUGUUUAGAUGUCGCAGGCACUUCUUUGGUAUUUAUAAUAAUACUACAAUGCCUAGACAUUGUGAUAUAUAAUUAAACCAAAAAAUUUUAAAGCAAAUAAAAGCCCUGCUUCUAAAUAUUAUAGAAAGUAAUAUUUUCAAAAGCUUAACAAAGGAUUCCCUUAUUGCCUAAUUUCUUGAUAUAUGCAAUAAAGUUCCUAAAAAAAUAAAUAAAACUGGCUCUGGAAUAUAAAUAUUACUCUUCCUAUUUAUAAAAACAAAUAUACAUGAAAUGCAUAUGCAUACAUGCAGAAUAACUGCAAUAUCAAAACUUCACUGAGACUAAAAUUAGCAAAAACACUUAGAUGGUAAUAAGUAUUGAAUAACAGUUGCCUUUGAAUCCUGUAAUGCAAACCCCAAACCACAACACAUGGAAAGCUAAACCAGAAGACACAUAAACCUGUGGCCAAUUCGACUGCAUAGCACAUUCUAGGUCUGGUUAAUCCGAAGAGCAAGUUCAAGAACACCUCAAGGAAUGGUAAGAUCCUGUCUCAAAAAGUAAAGAAGAUAAUCCUUUGUCUUAAUAUAUGGCUUUAUAAUUUUUAAUGUUCUGUUUAAUGUGUGCCUACGUAUUUCACCAACUGUAUUUAAGGCAUCUUACUAUAUUACAAACAACCAAGCAGCAACAAUGGUGCCAAUCAUUUUGAUGAUAUCACGGAUUCUAAGUACAUUCCUAAUUUAGAUAUGUAAAAUCAUAAUAUUUACCACAGAAACAAGGUAAUACCUCCUGUUUUCAUAUAUGCAUGCUUAAAAUCUGAUGAAAUUUCCAUGGCAUGAGUUUUUUUAGAAAAUAUAAUUUUUCUACUUUUAUUGUGAAUCAGAAUACAUCAUCCAUUCUGAUUAUGGUUUCACAUCUCUCAACUCCUAUGAGAUCUUUCCCAUCUCCCCUCACAUCGAAAUUCCCACCUUUUUUGUCCCUCCCUUAGAAAACACAGAUAUCUAAAUAAUAAAAAUAAUUAUAAAUAAUAAUAAUAAUAUAAAAUAAGAUUUAGAACAAAAAAAAGAAGAAGAAAAGAGGGGGUAAAGCACAGGAAACACAUAUAGAAGAGACACACACAUUUGCACACACACUUGCACACACAGGAAUCCACUAAAAACUCAAAGAUUGAUGCCAUAAUAGAUACACAAAGGACCUGUAAGGCUACAAUGAAUAAAAAUAAAUAAAAAAUACUUCACAAGGUAUUAUGUGACAAAGAACCUCAGAAGAUGCCUCUAAGUUUGUUUUGUCUUGGCUGUCUACUGCUUAUGAUUGUGUUUGUAUUCCUAGUAGUAGAUAAUGAAUGGAGAAAACUAAUAUUUCAUCUAUGAGUUGUUAUAAACUGGAGAUACCUUCCAAGUUAGAGAUGGGUGUGUGUGUUAAAUUCUCCUCUUGGCUCUGGAACUCCAUCUGGUGCAGAGCCAGGCAAAACUCUGUGUACACUGCCACAGUUUCUAGGUGUUCAUUUGUGCAUUGUUCUUGCUGUGCUUCCCUCUCUUCCCUCUGAUUCUCACAAUCUCCCUGAUUCUUAUUCCACAGGAUUCUGUAAGCCUGGAAGAAAGAGGUAUGAUGGAGACAGUCCAUUUAGGACUGAGUGUAUCAAAGUCUCUUGCACUAUGAACAUUGUCUAGCUGUAUCUUUGUAUUUGUUUCAAUGUACUACAAGAAGGGAUUUCUCUGAUGAUGACUGAACAAGGCACAAAAUUUUGAAUAUAGCAAAAUGUUAAAAAUCAUUUUGUUUUGCUAUAUUCCUUUAGUAGAACAGUAGUAUUUGGUAUUCCCCUUAGGUUUCUGGGCUAUUGACCUCUGGUUAUUUACCCUCAAGUAGUGUUAGGAAUGGGUUUCAUCUCAUGGAGUAGGUCUUAAUUGAAAUCAAAUAUGGUUGGUGUGGUAGUUUGAAUAAAAGUGAACCCAAUAGGUUCAUAGGGAGUGGCACUAUGACCUUCAUAGGAGGUAUAACCUUCAUGAAGUGAGUGUAGCCUUGUCAUAGAAAAUGUGUCACUGGAGAUAGACUUUGGGGUCUCAGUAGCUUAAUCCAGGUCUAGUGACUCACUGUCUCUUCCUGCUACUUGCGGAUCAAUAUGUACAACUCUCAACUACCUCGCCAGUACCAUGUCUGCCUGCAUGCCAGCAUUUUCUCCUCAU